AUGAUGCCCAUCACGCUGAUGAGGGUGUUGCUGGCUCUGGCCUUCACCUUGCCAGGGACCCUGGGCGCAGAAGGAGCCCCUGGCCGGCGCUCCAUGGCUCGAUGCAGCCUCUUUGGGCUGGACUUCAUCAACACCUUUGAUGACAGCAUGUACAGCUUUGCAGGAGACUGCAGUUACCUCCUGGCUGGGGACUGCCACAAACACUCCUUUUCACUCUUUGGGGACUUCCAAAAUGGCCAAAGAGUGAGUCUCUCUGUGUAUCUGGGUGAAUUUUUUGACAUUCAUUUGUUUGUCAACGGAACCAUUCUGCAAGGCAACCAAAUCGUCUCCAUGCCCUAUGCCUCCAAAGGGCUGUACGUGGAAACAGAGGCUGGGUACUACAAGCUUUCCAGUGAGGCCUAUGGCUUUGUGGCCAGAAUCGACGGCGAUGGCCACUUUCAGGUGUUGUUGUCAGACCGAUACUUCAACAAGACCUGUGGGCUAUGUGGCAACUUCAACAUCUUUGCUGAGGAUGACUUCAGGACUCAAGAAGGGUUCCUGACCUCGGAUCCUUAUGAUUUUGCCAACUCCUGGGCCAUGAGCAGUGGAGAACGGUGCAGACGGACAUCCCCUCCCCGUGGUCCAUGCAAUGUCUCCUCAGAAGAAGUGCAGAAGGAUCUGUGGGAGCAUUGCCAGCUUCUGAAGACCGCGUCAGUGUUUGCCCGCUGUCACUCACUGGUGGACCCCGAACCCUUCGUGGCGCUGUGUGAAAAUGCUCUAUGUGUGUGUGGGCAGGAGCCAGAGUGCCCGUGCGCUGCCCUGCAGGAGUAUGCCCGAGCCUGCGCCCAUCAGGGCAUGGUGUUGUACGACUGGACGGAGCCCAGCGGGUGCCGACCGGCAUGCCCAGCAGGCAUGGAGUACCGGGGCAUGUGUGCUCCUUGUACCAGGACAUGUCAGAGCCUGAAGAUCCAAGAAGGUUGUGCGGAGGACUGCGUAGAUGGCUGCACCUGCCCUGAGAGACAGCUCCUGGAUGCGGGGAGGUGCGUGGAGAGCUCUGAGUGUUACCUGUAUGCAAUGCGGGAAGCGGUUCCUCUCCUGGGUCUUCCCCUCUCACAAGACCUGCAACACUGCAUCUGUCGGAAUAGCAUGUGGAUCUGCAGCAAUGAAGAAUGUCCAGGGGAGUGCCUCGUCACAGGACAGUCCCACUUCAAGACCUUUGACAACAGACAUUUCACCUUCAGCGGCGUCUGCCAGUACCUGCUGGCCCGGGACUGCCGGCACCAGACUUUCUCCAUCAUGAUUGAGACAGUCCAGUGUGCUGAUGACCCCGAUGCUGUCUGCACCCGCUCAGCCACUGUUCGCCUGCCAGGACUGCCCCACAGUCUUGUGAAGCUGAAGCAUGGUGGUGGAGUGGCCAUGGAUGGCCAGGAUGUCCAGCUCCCCCUCCUGCAAGGUGACCUCCGCAUCCAGCACACUGUGAUGGCUUCCGUGCGUCUCAGCUAUGGAGAAGACUUGCAGAUGGACUGGGAUGGCCGGGGGACAUUGCUGGUGAAGCUCUCUCCAGUCUUCGCGGGGCACACGUGUGGGCUGUGCGGGAAUUACAACGGCAACCGGGGCGACGACUUCUUGACACCCUCCGGCCUGGUGGAGCCACUGGUGGAGGAUUUUGGCAAUGCCUGGAAACUGCACGCAGACUGCGCAGACCUGCCCAGGCAGCCCAGUGACCCCUGCACCCUUAACCCACGCCAAACCAGGUUUGCCGAGGAAGCCUGUGCCCUCUUGACAUCCUCCAAAUUUGAGGCCUGCCAUGCAGCUGUGAGCCCCCAGCCCUACCUGCGCAACUGUCGCUUCGACGUGUGCUCCUGCGCCGAUGGCAGGGACUGUCUCUGCGACGCAGUGGCCAACUACGCUGCGGCCUGUGCCCGGAAAGGCGUACGUGUUGCAUGGCGAGAGCCUGACUUCUGUGCACUGAGCUGUCCAGAGGGCCAGACUUACCUGCAGUGCGGAACCUUCUGCAACACGACCUGCCGUUCCCUCUCCCACCCGGAGGAGGAAUGCCCUGAGGCCUGCCUGGAGGGCUGCUUCUGCCCCCCAGGGCUCUACCAGGAUGAGAGGGGCGACUGCGUGCCCCAGGCCCAGUGCCCCUGCUACUACGAUGGCGAGAUCUUCCAGCCCGAAGACAUCUUCUCAGACCAUCACACCAUGUGCUACUGCGAGGAUGGCUUCAUGCACUGCACAACGAGUGGCACCCCGGGAAGCCUGCUGCCAGAUGCGGUCUUCUCCAGCCCCCUGUCUCAUCGAAGCAAAAGGAGCUUGUCAUGUCGGCCACCUAUGGUCAAGCUGGUGUGUCUGGCCGACAACCCACGGGCAGAAGGGCUGGAGUGUGCCAAGACAUGCCAGAACUAUGACCUGGAAUGCAUGAGCACUGGCUGCGUGUCUGGUUGCCUAUGCCCUGAGGGCAUGGUCCGGCAUGAAAACAAGUGUGUGGCCCUGGAAAGGUGUCCCUGCUUCCACCAGGGCCGAGAGUACGCCCCAGGAGAGACGGUGAAGGUAGACUGUAAUACCUGCAUCUGUCGGGACCGGAAGUGGAACUGUACGCAGCACUCAUGUGAUGCCACCUGUUCUGCCAUUGGCAUGGCCCACUACCUGACAUUUGAUGGGCUCAGCUACCUCUUCCCUGGCGAGUGCCAGUAUGUCCUGGUGCAGGAUUACUGUGGUGGCAACUCCGGAACCUUCCGCAUCCUGGUGGGGAAUGAAGGGUGCAGCUACCCCUCGGUGAAAUGCAAGAAGCGGGUCACCAUCCUGGUGGAAGGAGGGGAGAUUGAGCUCUUGGAUGGAGAGGUGACCGUGAAGAGAACCCCGAAAGAUGAGACGCAUUUUGACGUGGUGGAGUCAGGGCGUUAUGUCAUCUUGCUGCUGGGCCAGGCUCUGUCUGUGCUCUGGGACCGCCACCUGGGCAUCUCAGUGGCCCUGAAACAGACAUACCAGGAACGGGUGUGCGGUCUGUGCGGGAACUUCGAUGGCAUCCAGAACAACGACUUCACCAGCAGCAGCCUGCAGCUGGAGGAGAACCCCGUGGACUUUGGGAAUUCUUGGAAGGUGAACCCCCAGUGUGCUGACACCAAGAAGGUGCUUCUGGACACAGCCCCCGCCACCUGCCGUGACAACAUCCUGAAGCAGACAGUAGUAGACAAGUCUUGCAGGAUCCUCACCAGCGACAUUUUCAGGGAGUGCAACAAGCUGGUGGACCCUGAACCCUUCUUGAACAUCUGCAUCUACGACAGCUGCUCUUGUGAGUCGGUCGGGGACUGUUCCUGCUUCUGUGACUCCGUGGCAGCCUACGCCCUCCUGUGCGCUCAACAUGGCGAGGUGGUAAACUGGAGGACAGCCAGCCUGUGCCCCCAGAGCUGUGAGGAGCGGAAUAUGAGGGAGAGCAACUGUAACUGUGAGUGGCGCUACGACAGCUGUGGCCCCGCUUGCCCCGUCACCUGCCAGCACCCUGAGCCCCUGGCAUGCCCAGUGCGGUGUGUGGAGGGCUGCCACGUCCAGUGUCCUCCAGGGAAGAUUCUAGAUGAGCUGCUGCAGACUUGUGUGAACCCAGAGGACUGUCCUGUGUGUGAGGUGGCCGGCCGGCGCUUAGCUCCUGGGAAGAAAAUCACACUAAACCCCACCGACCCGCAGCAUUGCCAGAUCUGCCACUGUGAUGGCGCCAACCUUACCUGUGAAGCCUGCAAGAUGCCCGGAGGCCUGGAGGUGCCCCCCACAGAGAGCCCGCUGAGCGCCACGACCCCCUACCUGGAGGACACUCCGGAGCCCCCUCUGCACGACUUCUUCUGCAGCAAGUUGCUGGAUUUGGUCUUCCUGCUGGACGGCUCAAACAAGCUGUCGGAGGCCGAGUUCCAGGUACUGAAGGCCUUCGUGGUGGGCACCAUGGAGCGGCUGCACAUCUCGCAGAAGCGCAUCCGAGUGGCCCUGGUAGAAUACCAUGACGGCUCCCAUGCCUACCUGGGCCUGCACGACCGCAAGCGGCCAUCAGAACUGCGCCGUGUGGCCAGCCAGGUACGCUAUGCCGGCAGCGAGGUGGCCUCCACCAGCGAGGUGCUCAAGUACACGCUCUUCCAGAUCUUCAGCAAGAUUGACCGGCCCGAAGCGGCUCGAGUGGCCCUGCUGCUGACGGCCAGCCAGGAGCCACCGCGCCUGGCCCGCAACCUGGUGCGGUAUGUGCAGGGCCUGAAGAAGAAGAAGGUGGCUGUCAUCCCCGUGGGCCUGGGUCCCCAUGCCAGCCUUAAGCAGAUCCGCCUCAUCGAGAAACAAGCACCUGAGAACCGGGCCUUUGUGCUGAGCAGUGUGGAUGAGUUGGAGCGACGGAGGGAUGAGAUUGUGGGCCACCUCUGUGACAUGGCCCCAUCGCCGGUGGAGGCGGCACCACCACUAGAACCGGUUGCCCGAGUCACAGCAGCUCCUGAGCUCCCGGGGACACCCACCCUUGGACCCCAGAGGAAGGCCGUGGUCCUGGAUGUGGCGUUUGUCCUCGAGGGGUCAGAGAAGAUUGGGGAGGCCAAUUUCAACAAAAGCCUCGAAUUCGUGGAGGAAGUGAUUGGGAGGAUGGACGUGGGCCAGGACGCCGUGCAUGUCACAGUGCUGCAGUUCUCCUACACCGUGUCCCCCGAAUACACCUUCCGGGAGGCUCAGGCCAAGAGUGACAUCUUGCAGCACGUUCGGGAGAUUCGCUACCAAGGGGGCAACUCCACCAAUGCGGGCCAGGCCCUGCAGUACCUGUCUCAGCACAGCUUCUCGGCAGAUCUGGGUGACCGGGAGCAGGCCCCCAACCUGGUCUACAUGGUGACUGGCAGCCCGGCCACCGAUGUGAUUCAACGUAUGCCCGGAGACAUCCAGCUGGUGCCCAUCGGUGUGGGCCCACAUGCUGACGUGCGGGAGCUGGAGCGCAUGGGCUGGCCCUACGCGCCCAUUCUCAUCCAGGACUUUGAGACGCUGCCCCGGCAGGCUCCCGACCUGGUGCUGCAGAUGUGCUGCUCUGGAGAUGGGUUGCACCUCCCCACCCUCUCCCCUGUCCCAGACUGCAGCCAGCCCUUGGACGUGCUUCUCCUCCUGGAUGGCUCCUCCAAUGCUCCAGCCUCCUACUUCGACGCCAUGAAGAGCUUUGCCAAGGCCUUCAUUUCUGGAGCCAACAUAGGGCCCCAUCUCACCCAGGUGUCUGUGCUGCAGUAUGGGAGCAUCACCACCAUCGACGUGCCCUGGACGGUGGCCCAGGAGAGCUCCCACUUACAGAGCCUGGUGGACCUCAUGCAGCGCGAGGGAGGCCCCUGCCAAGUCGGGGAUGCUCUGGGCUUUGCUGUGCGGUAUCUAACUUUGGAAGUCCACGGAGCCAGGCCCGGCGCCUCCAAGACUGUGGUCGUUCUGGUCACAGAUGUCUCCACCGAUUUGGUGGAUGCUGCAGCAGCUGCCGCCAGAUCCAAUCGAGUGACCGUGUACCCCAUCGGAAUUGGGGAUCACUAUGACACGACCCAGCUGAGGACCUUGGCAGGCCCGGAGUCUGUCUCCAAUGUAAUCGAAGUGCAGAGAAUCGAAGACCUCUCCACUGUGGCCACCCCAGGAAGCUCCUUCUUCCGAAGAUUGUGCUCUGGAUUUCUUCAUGUCUGCGUGGAUGAAGAAGGGAAUGAGAAGAAGCCCGGGGACGUCUGGACCCUGCCCGAUCAGUGCCACACAGUGACUUGCCUGCCAGAUGGCCAGACCUUGCUGCAGAGUCACCGAGUCAACUGUGACCGGGGGCCCAGGCCUUCAUGCCCCAACAGCCAGUCCCCAAUCAGGGUGGAGGAGACUUGUGGUUGCCGCUGGGCCUGCCCCUGCGUGUGCAGUGGCAGCUCCACCAGGCACAUUGUUACCUUCAACGGGCAGAACUUGCAGCUGACCGGAAGCUGCUCGUACAUCCUCUUCCACGCCCCAGAGCAGGACCUAGAAGUGAUUCUUCACAACGGAGCCUGCAGCCUUGGGGCCAGGCAGGCCUGCAUGAAGUCUCUGGAGCUGAAGCAUGACGGGCUCUCUGUGCAGCUACACAGUGACAUGGAGGUGACAGUCAACGGGAGACUGGUCCCUGUCCCCUAUGUGGGGGGCAAUAUGGAAGUCAACAUCUAUGGCUCCAUCAUGCACGAGGUCAGGUUCAACCAGCUCGGCCACAUCAUCACUUUCACACCCCGAAACAAUGAGUUCCAACUGCAGCUCAGCCCCAAGACCUUGGCUUCCAAGAAGACCCCUGGUCUCUGCGGGAUUUGUGACGAGAACAGGGCCAGUGGCUUCCUGCUGAGGGAUGGCUCAGUCACCACCAAUACGGAGAGACUCAUUGAGGACUGGACUGUGCAACAGCUGGGACAGACGUGCCAGCCUAUCCCAGAGGAGCACUGUCCUGUCCCCAGCAGCUCCCGAUGCCAGAUUCUCCUCUCGGCACUGUUUGCCGAGUGCCACCAAGUCCUCGCCCCCACCACUUUUUUUGACAUCUGCCAACAGGCCAGCUGCCACCAGGAACAGGUCUGCGAGGCUGUCGCUUCGUACGCCCACCUCUGUCGCACCAGUGGGGUCUGUGUUGACUGGAGGACCCCGGACUUUUGUGCCAUGUCCUGCCCGCCAUCCCUGGAGUACAACCACUGUGAACGUGGCUGUCCCCGGCACUGCGAGGGCAACACAAGCAUCUGUGCAGACCAUCCCUCAGAAGGAUGCUUCUGUCCCCCAAACCAUGUGCUGCUAGAUGGCAGCUGUGUCCCCGAGGAGGCCUGCACCCAGUGUGUAGGGGAGGAUGGAGUACGGUACCAGUUUUUGGAGACCUGGGUCCCUGACCACCAGCCCUGCCAGAUCUGCAUGUGCCUCGAGAAGCGGAAAAUCAACUGCACGUCACAGCCCUGCCCCACGGCUAGAGCUCCCGCUUGUGGCCCUUGUGAAGUGGCCCGUCUCCACCAAGGGUCCGGCCAGUGCUGCCCUGAGUACGAGUGUGUGUGUGACCUGGUGAGCUGUGACCUUCCCCCAGUGCCUCGUUGUGAAGGUGGCCUCCAGCCAACACUGACCAACCCUGGCGAGUGCAGACCCAACUUCAUCUGUGCCUGCAAGAAGGAAGAGUGUGGUAGUGAGCCUCCGCCUGCCUGUCCCCCGCACCGGACACCGGCUCUCCAGAAGACCCAGUGCUGUGAUGAGUACGUUUGUGCUUGCAACUGUGCCAACUCCACAGUGAGCUGCCCGCUGGGGUACUUGGCCUCGACUGUCACCAAUGACUGUGGCUGUACCACCACCACCUGUCUCCCUGACAAGGUGUGUGUCCACCGGGGCACUGUCUACCCUGUGGGCCAUUUCUGGGAGGAGGGCUGCGACACAUGCACCUGCACAGACUUGGAGGACGCCGUGGUGGGCCUGCGCGUGGCCCAGUGCUCCCAAAAACCCUGCGAGGACAGCUGCCGCUCGGGCUUUACGUAUGUGCUGCAUGAAGGCGAGUGCUGUGGACGGUGCCUGCCUGCGGCCUGCGAGGUGGUCGUUGGCUCCCCAAGGGGGGACUCCCAGAUUUCCUGGAAGAGUGUGGGAUCUCGCUGGGCCUCCCCCAGAAACCCCUGCCUCAUCAAUGAGUGUGUGCGGGUCAACGAGGAGGUCUUCGUGCAGCAGAAGAACGUCUCAUGCCCACAGCUAGACGUGCAGGUCUGCCCUGUGGGCCUGCAGCUAAGCUGCCACACAGAGGAAUGCUGCCCUGUCUGCCACUGUGAACCUGUGGAGGCAUGUGUGUUCAAUGGCACCAUCAUUGGGCCUGGGAAGAGCCUUAUGACUGACGUGUGCACCUCAUGUCACUGCAACCUAGAGGAGGGCCCAGUUUCUGGAUUCAAAUUGGAGUGCAGAAAGACUACCUGCAGCGCUUGCCCCCCGGGCUACAAGGAAGAGAAGUUACAAGGAGAAUGCUGUGGGAGAUGUCUGCCAACUGCUUGCACCAUUCAGCUUCGGGGAGGACAGAUCAUGACACUGAAGCGUGAUGAGACGAUUCAGGAUGGUUGUGAUAGCCACUUCUGCAAGGUCAACGAGAAAGGAGAGUACAUCUGGGAGAAGAGGAUCACAGGCUGCCCGCCCUUUGAUGAACACAAGUGUCUGGCUGAGGGCGGGAAAGUCACGAAAGUACCUGGAACCUGCUGUGACACCUGUGAAGAGCCUGAUUGCAAGGACAUCACUGCAAGGCUGCAGUAUGUCAAAGUGGGGAGCUGUCAGUCGGAUGUGGAAGUGAACAUUCACUACUGCCAGGGCAAAUGUGCCAGCAAAGCCAUGUACUCCAUCGACACAGACGACGUGCAGGACCAGUGCUCCUGCUGCUCACCAACUCGCACAGAGCCCAUGCGGGUGCCCCUGCACUGCACCAAUGGCUCCACCAUCUACCAUGAGGUCCUCAAUGCCCUGCAGUGCCAGUGCGCCCCUCGGAAGUGUAUCAAGUGAGGCCCGCUGUGUCCCCCUGAGGGCUCUGCCCCCCACAACCAGGCUUCUGUUUGGUCUCCCUGACUUGUUCUGCACUCUCUCAAGCCUUCCUGAACCUCCCAAUAAAGAUGGAACUCUUUUGCAAAA
Messenger RNA from Suncus etruscus (white-toothed pygmy shrew), 8574 nucleotides. It is a transcript of the gene VWF, whose product is annotated as von Willebrand factor. Gene Ontology annotation, biological process: cell-substrate adhesion; blood coagulation. The record is from RefSeq and is a predicted model, not a curated record. Gene Ontology annotation, cellular component: extracellular matrix. Lineage: Eukaryota; Metazoa; Chordata; Mammalia; Eulipotyphla; Soricidae. Gene Ontology annotation, molecular function: protein binding.